Lucilia cuprina (Australian sheep blowfly) is the source of this 3058-nucleotide messenger RNA. Its product is annotated as NFX1-type zinc finger-containing protein 1. NCBI's taxonomy places the organism in Eukaryota, Metazoa, Arthropoda, Insecta, Diptera, Calliphoridae. Gene Ontology annotation, cellular component: nuclear RNA-directed RNA polymerase complex. The transcript is spliced from 4 exons. The coding region runs from base 94 to 2913 and encodes 939 amino acids. Gene Ontology annotation, biological process: regulatory ncRNA-mediated heterochromatin formation. Gene Ontology annotation, molecular function: helicase activity. The record is from RefSeq and is a predicted model, not a curated record.
CUGAUAAUCAAAACAAAAACUAUAAGUCCUCCGGGAAAAUCGUUUAUUGCAGUAUUAUUUUGAUAUAAUUGAAAAAAAUUAUUAAUUUCCAAAAUGUCCGACUCCGAUUGUGAUUGGUUUGACAAAGAUGACGAAGAACUUUUCAAAGAUGUGCAGAAAACUGUAAAAACCAAACAGCAAGCAAACACCGAAUAUAUAAAGACAACAACAAAUACUUUAGAUGAUUAUAUCAAAGAAUUAACCUUAAAAGCAGCUGCCCACAAUAAGGGUGAUGCCAAGAAGAACAAAAUUAAAAUAACAGAUCUAAGAAAGCUAUCCACAAUUACUCCACUAGAUAUUUUCUUAUACACAACAACUUUGGAAUAUGAUUUCUUUAUGGAUCAGAUUUAUUUAAAUGAUAGUCAGGAGAAAGUUAUACUUUAUACUAGCGUUUUGGCUACAAUUUGUCGUUUAGAAUUGCCAGGUUUUCAUAAGGAUGUAUUAAAGAGUUUUAGUCUCAAUAGCAACCUGCAUGAACAAUUUCGUUUACUGGUGGCCAAACUAAUGUGUAAACGUUUUAAAGAUAUGUGGUUAAAGGAAGAAGAAAUGUUACAGUUUAUAAACAACAUGGAAUUACUGAUAUUACAAUCUUUUAAAUUGUUUAGCAAGGAAGAAAAAGGAAAUUUACUGUUAAAAGAUCUGUUAAACAUUUUAGAACAAACGGAUAAUGUGUCCAUAAAAAAGAAAAAAAUUGUUAUACAAUUAAAGGAAAAUCUGGAACAAGCUUUAAAACAGCGUGAAAAAACUGAAGAUACUUUAGAUAUAUUUCCCACAUUGGAGGAUUUAACAAUAAGCCAAUCACAAUCUCUUAAUAAUGAUCUCGAAAUUAUUAAACAAUACUCUUCACAACAAAGUGUUCAAGAAUAUUUAUCAAAACAUCUUGAGUUUCUUAAACAAGACUUUCUUUUGCCCCUUAAAGAUUGUGUUGAUAUGUUGAAAAACAAACGUAGUACCACCGAAUUACCAGAUAAUUUUUAUGUUUACGAAAAUGUUCUAAUUGUUUUGAAUGAACAAUUUUUGGAUGCUUAUCGCCAUGAAUUAGUAUUUGUUGAUGUUUUGGGUUCACGCAGAAAUAUGGAUACGGAGGAUGUGCAAAUGCCGUAUCAAUUGCAGGAAAAGUUACGUAAAAUCAAAUCAGGAGCUCUUCUAUGCUUUAGCACAAGUUAUAAUUUUGACAACUUAAUAUUGGCCACAGUGACGUACACUAGUCAUGAGUGUAUGAAAGAAGGAUUUAUUGGCAUUGAAAUCGUACGCCAGUACAAUAUAGGCAACAUUUACAAUCGUAAAUUAUUGAUGUUUGAAACACCGGCAUUUUUUGAGCCCUACCACAAUGUUUUCAACUAUUUGAAAAAUUGCACUAUUACCAAUUUCCCCAUGAAAAACUAUAUAGUGGACGGUGAAAAUCCUCAAGACAAAAUACCCUCAUAUUUGAAUGAAAAUACAGUUUACCAAUGUUAUGGACAAACAUUCAAACCUCUAAAGGAAGAACCACCACAAAAUGUUCUAGGAUUAAAUGAUUCACAAUUACAAGCGUUUGGAAAGGCUUUAAAACAAGAAUUUACUCUUAUACAAGGUCCACCCGGUACAGGCAAAACUUAUUUAUCAGUGCAAAUGGUAAAAACUCUCAUAGAAAACGCUGAAACACCUUUGGUUUUAAUAACCUACACCAAUGAAUCAUUGGAUAAAUUUUUAAUCAAGAUAUCGGAGUAUACAGAUAAAAUAGUAAGAUUUGGCAGUCAAUCUAGAGAUCCGGCUAUAGCCAAAUAUAAUAUUAAAGAUGUGGUGGAACAUUCACAAAUCAAUCCUAAAUUAAAGAGACUGUAUUAUUUAAUUAAUAUAGAAUUUAAAACUAAAUUUCAAAAUUUACAAUUAAAACACAAAGAAUUUGAUGGUACAGACGAUACCUACCAAGAGAUUUUAAAGGCCCAGCGUGAAUUGGCCGAAGUUACUGAAAAAUUGCAAACAAUAAGAAUUAUGUUUCAGUACUAUGUGGCUAAGGAAAAGUCUAUAAUUGCCCUGACCACCACUUGUGCAGCCAAAACAAAUUUUCUAUUUCGUUUGCUGAAAAGUAAAAUCGUUAUUUUUGAAGAAGCAGCUGAAAUUUUAGAAUCUCAUGUUGUGGCAUGUUUGACACCCUACACGCAACAUGUUAUAAUGAUUGGUGAUCAUCAACAAUUGCAACCCUAUAGCUCUAGCUAUCAACUUCAACAAUAUGCUCACAUGAAUAUUUCGUUAUUUGAAAGGAUAUUUACCAAACAAUCCGAACCCAUACAAUUGAAAACUCAAUAUCGUAUGCAUCCAAAAAUAGCUGAUCUCUUGUGUAAUACAAUUUAUAAAGAUUUAAAUAGUGAUGACUCGGUUACACAAUAUCCAGCCAUACGUAAAAUGUCAACAAAUCUCUUUUUUAUGACUCACAACAUAAAAGAGGCAAAAACCCAAUAUGAUUCAUCCUUGUAUAAUCCAUAUGAAGUUGAGGAAAUAAUUAAUUUGUCAUUGCAUUUAAUUGAGAAUGCUGAAUACGCUGCAGAGGACAUACACAUAUUGAGUCCUUAUGCCAAACAAGUUGAUUUAAUUAAGAAACAGUUGCAAAAAUAUCCCUCUCUUUACAACUUAAAAGCGUCUACCGUGGACAGUUUCCAAGGCCUGGAAUGUAAUAUAAUAUUGCUUUCAUUAGUGCGCAAUAAUACCAUACCACAAAUUGGUUUUCUAAAGCAAACAAAUCGUAUAUGUGUAGCAUUGUCACGUGCCAAACAUGGCAUGUAUAUCAUUGGAAAUCUGCAGCUGCUAAGUCAAUGUAGCAGUAUAUGGUUGCAAAUUCAAGAGAAAUUAUUACAACAAAAUGCCAUGGGUCCAAAAUUUCCCAUAGAGGCGUAAAACCAAAGAUUUAAGCAUAAACGAUAUUUUUUUUAAAUAUAGCAUAAGUAAUAAAAAAAGUUUCAAUUUAUAAGAGCAUUGAAAAUUAUUUUUUGGUUUGUCUAAAUGCUUUUGUCCUUUUUUUUAUAAAUUUUUGUGUUUGACG